CCAGUGGAAUGAUGAACAGAUGAAGCACACGUCCACCGAAUCAUCUGGGGCUUUCCAGCUUCAGCUUCCAAACACAGCAGCUUGCUCAUCAGCUGUGUUCUUGCGCAGGACUUACCGAGAUGAUAUGGCAACAUCGAAGUGACCUGACAGCCUGAUACAACCCACUUGUGUCGAUCGGAUAGGGCCAUUAACCUCGUAUCGAACUCAACGAUCCGAGAAGUGAGAGCACGCCUACAUAUAUACCCUAAGAGCCAAUGUAUCCCAAGCACCUCGGUCGAGCUAGCUUACGAAUUAAUAAACAGCAAUGGCGAACACUAAGAUUGCGGUAGCCAUCGCCAUCCUGCUAGCUCUGCUUCAGGUGUCAUGCGCCGCAGCCCGGCGGCACGGCAAACCAGCUCAUGGCGACCACGACGGCAACGGCACCCCUGCUGUGAUGACGGUAAACGGUUUCGAGCGAGGUGAGGAUGGCGGCGGCGCAGCAUCGUGUGAUGGCAGUUUCCACAGCGAUGACAAGCUGAUCGUGGCGCUGUCCUCGCGGUGGUACGCGGGAGGGAAGAGGUGCGGUGAGGCUAUCCGCAUCACAGCGGAGAGCGGGCGGAACCGUGAGGGCACGGGUCGUGGACGAGUGCGACUCCCAUGGAGGAUGCCGCAACAACAUCGUGGAUUCCUCCCGAGCCGUUUGGAAGGCGCUCAGGCUCGAUACGGAUGUCGGCGAGGUCCACGUCACGUGGUACGACGCCUGAACACGCUACACACCGAGUUGGAUGGCCGCCCGACCACGGAGAAAUUGGGAACCACGGCGCGCGGUUCUGUCCUACCAAUUGUUAUCACUACACUCUCCACGUACUUGAUAGUGGAAAGGUCGAUACGAUCGAAUAAAACUUCCCUUCCACAACAAAUUGUUGCUUGGGUUUCAGUGGCAGCGGUUGCACGACCCUGCCCAGAUCCAGAAGAGAGAGAGAGAGAGACGGUGGGGCUGCAGUACGAUCUCGUCGGGAACCCAUUGGGCGCGGUUCGCGCCACCUUCGAGAGGACGACCGCUGCCGCUGCGGUGGAGUCUGGAGGAGCCGACCCUGUGGCGGCGUUCCGUGGCAAAGACUGGGGUGCCGGCGACCUCUUCCGCUCCUUCCUCCUCGAGCAAGACGAUCUUGGCAAGGUUCAGGUGUUGGAUUCGUCAAAUCUUGGAUUGAUCAAACCAGACACCCUGGUCCGGUAUCGGGGAAUGGUUCAGGAUAUGCUUGGGAAUGAGUACUACAUUGGUGCUUUCAAGGUACUGGACUAA
Messenger RNA from Zea mays, 1282 nucleotides. RefSeq lists its product as uncharacterized. Lineage: Eukaryota; Viridiplantae; Streptophyta; Magnoliopsida; Poales; Poaceae. The record is from RefSeq and is a predicted model, not a curated record. The transcript has 3 exons. Bases 305 to 1282 code for a protein of 325 amino acids.